Podospora bellae-mahoneyi is the source of this 96-nucleotide messenger RNA. RefSeq lists its product as uncharacterized. The record is from RefSeq and is a predicted model, not a curated record. The transcript has a single exon. Lineage: Eukaryota; Fungi; Ascomycota; Sordariomycetes; Sordariales; Podosporaceae. Bases 1 to 96 code for a protein of 31 amino acids.
AUGGUUCGACUCAUGGAAUUACAUAGACAUAGAGGGGUUAGCGAUUCAGAAGACAGGGCUAGUAAGCCACGAGGGGGACUUCCUCAGGAUUGCUAA